UAGAGCCGCUUUAUCCAGAGCGGCACACACCGUCAACAGCGAUGCACACUUAGCGCUCGCUCCAAACAAACAACAAGCAAACAACAACAAGAGUAAACAAUGAACGCCGCCACCGCCGCCUCCUGCCUGCUGGUCGUCGGCUUCAGCUGCUUUCUGUACGGCGGCGGGGACCUGCUCUCAUCGCUGCUCCGUGUCUCCGUUACAGAGCCCUCCAUGCCCGAGCCGGGAGCUGCUCCGCGGCGGAGCCCGCAGGGAGUCCCCUACACCGACCUGCCGCACAUCGUCAACGCCGACGGACUGCACCUGUUCUGCCGCUACUGGGAGCCCGCCGGCCCGCCAAGAGCGUUGGUGUUUGUUGCCCAUGGAGCGGCCGAGCAUUGUGGGCCGUACGAUGAGAUCGCUCAGAGGCUGAAGGAGCUUUCUCUGCUGGUGUUUGCACACGACCACGUGGGUCAUGGCCAGAGUGAAGGAGACCGGAUGAUCAUCAAAGACUUCCAGGUUUACGUCAGAGACUCCCUGCAGCACAUCGACCUGAUGAAGUCCCGCCACCCCGAGCUGCCGGUCUUCAUCGUGGGACACUCAAUGGGCGGUGCCAUCUCCAUCCUGACCGCCUGUGAGAGACCUGAGGAUUUUUCUGGAGUGGUUCUGAUCGCUCCAAUGGUCCAGAUGAGUCCGGAGUCGGUCACACCCUUCAAGGUUUUCAUGGCGAAGCUCCUGAACCACAUGCUGCCCAGCCUGCCUCUGGGCGCCAUUGACUCCAAAUGGAUUUCACGGGACAAGAAGCAGGUGGAGGCGUACGACUCCGAUGAGCUGAUCUUCCGUGGGGGGGUCCGGGUGUCGUUUGGCAUGCAGAUGAUGGCGGCGGUGGCUCGGAUCGAGAGGGAGAUCCCGUCCAUCAGCUGGCCCUUCCUGCUCCUCCACGGAGACCAAGACAAGCUCUGUGACAUCCGAGGAUCCAAGACCAUGUUUGAGAACGCCUCGAGUUCCGACAAGAAGAUCAAGGUGUAUGAAGGAGGCUACCAUGCUCUCCACCACGACCUCCCGGAGGUCGCUGAGUCGGUGCUGAAGGAAGUGAACGGUUGGAUCACAGAGCGUCUCCCCGUCGCCACAUUGCAGCAGAACUCAUAGAUUCAACCCUGAAAACUGGUUUCCAGAAGCCUGCUCAGCUUCUACUAACAACUACUGAUCCUCCUGGAGACAUUUGGGCAUCAGUUCCUCUUUACUAAAGGUUGUCUUCUGGGUUUAUCUUCUGGGUUUAUACUGAACAAUGAGACUACCCUCCUUCUGACCACUGGUUUAACUGUAGUUACUGUAGAGAGGUUUAUCCUCUGGGUUUUUACUGCUGUACCCCCUCCUCCUGACCAGUCAGACCACUGGUCUGUAGUUAUUUAGAUACUCAGCGGUAUAAAUUAAAUCAGGGAAGCGUCUCAUCCUGCAGCUGACCAUGCUGGAGAUCAAAGUUCAGAGUGCAAUAAUGAUAUUUCUGUCUCCUCACUCGUACCAACAGCCAGAUUCCUAAAAUCAGGAUGAUAGAAGUGAUUUAGAACAUUAUUGAUCUGUAAGGGAUCAUUCAGCCGUUCAGAGAAAGGUCAGAGGAACCUCCACAGAUCCACAGGAAGGUCUGAGGAACCUCCACAGAUCCACAGGAAGGUCAGAGGAACCAUCUCAGAUCCACAGGAAGGUCGGAGGAUCCUCCACAGAUCCACAGGAAGGUCAGAGGAUCCUCCACAGAUCCACAGGAAGGUCAGAGGAGCCAUCUCAGAUCCAGAGGAAGGUCGGAGGAUCCUCCACAGAUCCACAGGAAGGUCAGAGGAUCCUCCUCAGAUCCACAGGAAGGUCAGAGGAUCCUCCACAGAUCCACAGGAAGGUCAGAGGAUCCUCCUCAGAUCCACAGGAAGGUCAAAGGAUCCUCCUCAGAUCCACAGGAAGGUCAGAGGAACCUCCACAGAUCCACAGGAAGGUCAGAGGAUCCUCCUCAGAUCAGCCCCCCUGGACAGUGAUCAGCUCGAUAUUUAGUUCACUAACCUCCUCUGGCUCCUCCUCGAUUUCUUAAAUGGAGUAAAAACACCUGAUUUUAGUUGCAGCUUCCUGUCUUCUAUCUCCGUGUCUCUUUGUUUGGUCUGAAGACUCUAUGAGGCAGAUGGUUGGUGAACAUCUAGUCCAUCUAAACCCGGCCUGAGGUCUGGAGGUCUGGUCAGUCUAGUCGUUAUUCUUUGGUUUUUAGAAGUGAAGUGAAGAUUUUCAUAUUUCUAGAGUUUGUUUUCUGAUACCUUCUGACCCCUGCAUUCAUAUCGACCUGCAAACACCAUAAUAACAACAACAAUAAUAAUAAUAAUAAUAAUAAUAACAAUAAAAAUUACUGCUGUAAUCCAUUCAUAUCGACCUGUAAACACCAUAAUAACAAUAAUAAUAAUAAUAAUAAUAAUAAUAAUAAUAAUAAUAAUAAUAAUAAUAAUAAUAAUAAUAAUAAUAAUAAUAAUAAUAAUAAUAACAAUAAUAAUAAGUUCUGUAAUCCAUUCCUAUCGACCUGUAAACAGAAACGUUCCCUCUAAAGGCUGUAAUCUUCUAGUAACCAGAUGAAGCUGCUGGAUUCUGCAGGAGGGAAUCAGACAGUGACCUUCUGGCAUUCAGGCUCCGGCCGAUUCACUGUUGGAGUCUGGAGACGUUUUUUAUGAAGUUCAGACGUUGAGUCCAGCUGGAAGCCAAGGAAUCAUCUGUGUUCAUUUAACAUCUGCUGUCUGUGAAUCCUUCAUCCAGAGCAGAAUAAAUGUCGUCAGAACAAUAGAAAACAGUAUCUUCUGUCCACCAGGUUCCAGUGUAGGAGGUCUUUCAUUCGAAAAAAAAUGGUGGUAAUGGUUAAACUUUGGGCUUUUAAAGCAGUUUCUGGGCUUUUUAUUUGAACCUGUCACGUUUUUUACCAACUGUGGGCUCAUUUGUUGCUGCAAUAUAACCUCUUUUUUACCGAUGUUUUUAAUUUACAAAACUUGUUACUUGACAUGUAACAUUAUUCUGUAUCCAGAACUUUUACCAACACUUUAAAAAGUGGUGGCUCUUCAUAUUACAGAUAUUUAACUAUAUUUUUAUUUCUUUAGUAUCUGUGGUCUCUGUGUUUACACUGCCUGCAGUUCAGACCAAAAGUCCAUGAAUUUUUGUUAACUGACUGUUGUUUCCACCUGAGUCAGUAAAAACUCAACAGCUGUGGGGAGGAACGGAGAAUUUUUAGUUUUUUACAGAAUCUGAGUCCAGCAAACGUUUUAUUUCUGUUUUGUUUUUUUUAAAUGUGACAAUUUUAAUGAAUUAUCAUAAUUUUAAGCUUAGAUUUGCAAACUUUUUCAGAUAAAACCAAAAGUAACACAUGAUUAGUUCAAAGAUCAUUGGAAAGUUUAAAAUCUGACAAGUUUUUACGUUUUGUAGCUCUUAUUAAUGGGGGGAUUUCAGUCAUUUUUAAAUGUAUAUAACAUGCAUUUAAAAAACGGUUCACAGGGUUAAAUGCAGUUAAAUACUGAGAGAUAUUGAAGUCAGACCUAAAUCACAGCAAUAAUGUCCUGUUAGCUUCUAUCCUUGUUAAUUAUAAACUAGACUCGUUAUUCUGUCAGGUCAGCUGGAAUUAGCUCAACUUUCUCCACCUUUUGUUCAUCAGACAUGAGAAUCUUCUAGCAGAUUUUCCUUCGGCUGCACCUUUUGCUUCAGAAAUAAAAAAGGUUCAAAUUUUGAAUAACUGAGGCGAUUCCUGCCGACGCCAGACGUCCCUAUGACUGUUCCAGCAGAAAACACGUCCAGCAGCAGCCUUUUAUUUCCCUUUUUAUCCCUCAGAGUUCAAACAGACUCCUGCAGAGAGUCAGGAAGCUCAGAGUGGUCUCCACGGCGACCGCUACUCAUGUAACCACGGCAGCAGCUCCUUCUUUAUUCUGCCGGGGUGAACAUCAGCAGGCUACUCAUGUGGAACCAUGACAGCAGCUCGUUUUUUAUCCUGAUUUACACGUCAUCACCGGGGAGAACGUCACAUGGCCAGAUAGAAUGAGAUGAAUGUCUGCUUCAUGACUCCUCCUCUGUCCUCAUGGUUCCUCUGGUUCUCUGAUGGUUCUCUGAUGGUUCCCUGAUCUGCUGAUUCACUGAUGGUUCUGUGAUGGUUCUCUGGUUGUUCUCUGAUGGUUCUCUGGUUGUUCUCUGAUGGUUCUCUGGUUGUUCUCUGAUGGUUCUCUGAUGGUUCUCUGAUGGUUCUCUGAUGGUUCUCUGAUCUGCUGAUUCAUUGAUGGUUCUCUGGUUGUUCACUGAUGGUUCUCUGGUUGUUCUCUUAUGGCUCUCUGAUGGUUCUCUGAUCUGCUGAUUCACUGAUGGCUUCACAGUUUUGCUGAAAAUGUAGAAUUUUGAGUGUUUUACUGAAUCUAGUUGCUGCAGAUGGUUUAUUUUUGGUGAUUUUUAAUGAGACGUAGAAUGAAUUCCUGAUUUAAUGAUAGAUUUGGUCAUUUUUUCACCAGAUCCACCCGUUAAACAUGGUUAGUUUAAAACCUUUAUUUGUUUGUUACCAUUCCUUCUGGUUUUCUAGUUCCUGGCUCUGAUUAUGGUGUCAUUUAGUAUUUUUUUAAAGAUAAAUGCCUUCCAAACCUACUGGAGGCGUUCAGAGGGUUAAAAUAAGUUGUUUUAAAACAAGCGACAGAAAAAGCAGAUGAUAAAUAGAAGGAAGUUCAAGGUUCAGCUCAUCCUCCUCUGUUUUUAGGAGCACCAGAGCAAAUAUUAGCGCCCAGUGGUCUGACACAGAUGGAAUGUAUUCAUCAGAACCUUCUCCUCAUCCAGAGAUCCUCAAACACAACCUCCUGAUCAGACUGCAGGAGAACAUCAAGAUCCUACAGUACCAGUAGUAUUCAUCCUGGUAAUAACUAGUAGAUAGGUAACAGAUCUCCUGGUAGUAGAACAUAAAGGCCCUACAAUACCAGUAGUAUUCUCUCUGGUAAUAGAUCUCCUGCUGCAGUAGAACAUCCUGGAUCCUCUCUGACAUUCUGAAGUUCUACCUGUCAGACUCCAUGAGCACAUUACUGACAUUAGAGGAACAAUAAGAGGAGAAAGCUGUCAGUAACCAUGGCAGCCCUUUAAUAUUUAUUUAAACCAGUGAACGGUAGAGGAGGUUAGGGUUAGGGUACGGCAGGGCUGGUUGUCCGGCAGCUUCUCAGAGGAUUCCCUUUGGUUGGAGAUAAGAGAGCAAAUAAUGAGCAGCCAGUAAUAGACUAAAAACAUUAUUUCCAUCCCAACCAGAAGAUUUUAAGGCCACAUUCUACACUUUUUUUGGUAAAAAUCACUUGAGCCCAGUCUAUUCAUUCCAUGUGUGCUUUCCAGGUGGAGGAUUAUUAAAGGACUCAUUCCUGCUCAGAUUCAUGCUGAUAUCCUUGUUGACCAACUGUGUGCAGAGAAAGCCAUGUACAAUAAAAAUAUCCCACUGAUUGUUAAUAUCCUAAAUAACAUGAGCAGAAACUGUUGAAUCAAACUCGAGCCAUUUUUGUAAAGAAAAAGAAUCAGUUGGUCCACUGGUUUGUUGUUUUCUUUUCUAAUCUCAACUUUAUGACUGUUUCUAAGGACAGAACUGUUAAAGGAUGGACUAACGGGGCGCCGGCCAGUCUUUCUGUUCUUACUGAUGAGAUUAAAAUGCACUGGAAGCUUUCAUUUUGCAGGAGAAGCAGCAAGAAUUGAAGAGGUCUUCUCCAAAAUGCUCCAAAUGCAGGAAAACAUGCAUUAAAUCCAUCAAGACGUCACCCAUUCCCCCACUAAACACCUUCAGAUCAGCUUCAAAUGGUUCACAUCGCAUUUUGGAACAAACACUCAUUCAAAUCUUGCUGUUUCUUUCCAGCAGUGUUGACUGGAUUUAUUUCUAGAGUCACUCUGCUGAAGCUAAUUGUAAAACACUGUAUGAUAACACAGCAUUGCUAAUGAUAACUACUCAAGACUUGCUUUGUAUUUUACAUAUCUUUUAUUUAUAGAUAUUAGUUUUACCUAUAUAUUGAUUACGCAUCGAGACGGAGGCACUUUUUAUACAAUAACCCUCCUGGUGUCAGGUUUCAUAACACUUUCUGGGGUUCCAGGUUGUUUCUGGUGAGAUUUCACAUCAAGCGAUUGUGUUUUUACUGUUUGAUGUUGAAAAAUAACUUGUUGCAGAACGUUGAAUGCUUAAACCAGAGGUGUCAAACUCAUUUUAGUCCAGGGGCCACAUGCAGCCCAAUCUGUUCUCUACUGACCAGUAAAACCAGACCAUAAUAAUCUGAAAACAACCACAACUACAACAUUUUUCCUGCCGCCAGCUACAUAUUUAGGUCAAGCCAUUCGGUAUCCGUACAUAACGUACACAUGCAGAACACACGCCUGUGCUCAGAGGAAGGUCAAUUUUUAUUAAAGAUUUCAGCCGUCGGAAAUGAUACAAAGACUGAGCAGCCUUGGAGGAGGACUGAGUGGCCUUGGAGGGGGACUGAGCGGCCUUGGAGGAGGACUGAGCGGCCUUGGAGGAGGACUUAGCGGCCUUGGAGGAGGACUGAGGGGCCAUGAAGGAGGACUGAGCGGCCUUGGAGGAGGACUGAGCGGCCAUGAAGGAGGACUGAGCGGCCUUGGAGGAGGACUGAGCGGCCAUGGAAGAGGACUGAGCGGCCUUGGAGGGGGACUGAGCGGCCAUGGAGGAGGACUGAGCAGCCUUGGAGGGGGACUGAGCGGCCAUGGAAGAGGACUGAGCGGCCUUGGAGGGGGACUGCGCUCUAUGAGGGCUUUUCUUUUACAUCGUAUUACAACUUCCAGAUCACAGUUAAUCUACAAAGGAACGAAACAUUCAGUCUCAGGUUUCUGGAACUGAACGAUCUACAAGAAGUCCUCGGUUUACGACGUCCUCAACCUACGGCUUUUUAUCAUUACAUCAGAACCGGUUACAUGGAACUAGUUGGCGAGUGAAGCGGAUGAAUACGUCAUCACGCGGUGCUAUCAGAAGAAGACUCUUUGUUUUCAUUGGCCAGUUGGAGCCACCUUGGAUUGUGCUGUACUCAGGGGAUCGGUAGGAGAGUGGGAGUUCUGACUUACAGUGGAAAUCGACUUUUGUCGCACCGUAGGAACAGAAUACUACAGUCUCUAUAGUAUUUUACGUUACGAUCAAAACAACUUGUAAAGAUCUAGAAGUGAUUUUUAAUUUACAUUCCUUUCCACAGCAGUGUGGUGAUCCUGACCUCCUGAACUGACAAAGCAAAUAAACUAAAUAGGAACUAUUAAGGAAGAAGGUUCAGUUAUCCCUCUGCCUUGUAAAUAUAUAAAAUUUAUACAUAAAAAUGUAUAAAAGUUGUGUCAGUGCAUUAACAGUAGGGUUCCACCAAACCAAACUCUGUUGACUGACAAGUUUUUACACUUUGUACAGUUUCACACCUCUGGUUUAAACAUUCUGAUUCUAAAAUUUAUUUUUCAGGAACUCGUUGUCACUUUAAUCUGAAGUGUUUCUUCAUAAAUAUCAUAAAAUUCAGUAUUAGUGACUGAGAGACUUUAUGUACCUUCCUUCAUUUAUUAAUCCCUGUUUUACCUCAGAUCACAGAAUAAUUACAACUAUCAGGUUUUCUGUAAAUCAUCUGAAGAAAUGCUAACAUGUGCUGUACAUUUGUGUUGUCUGUGCCUUAUUCGUGUGUGUCUGAGAGUCUUUUAUAGAAUGAAAACCAGUUUAUCUGUUACUGUGGUGUCACAUCUGGUUCUGGUUCAGGAAUUACCAUAGAUAGAUUAAACCUUUAUUAAUCCCACAGCCAUAUACCUUACAGUCUAUGGUAAUUAUUUACUGUCUGCUGGUCUUCCUCCUGUCUGUCUGGAUUCCCGUCCAAUCAGGGGUCAAAAAAUUGUUUCUGAAUGUUAAAAACCUCCCAGCUCCUCGAACACCUGCUGAGUUUCAGACAUUCAGAGAAACUCAACCCUUUGUCUGGUCGUUCGAACGGCUAAAUGCCUGUAAAUCAUCUGUUAGGAGGCUCAGUUCAUCACAGGAGAACCAGAUGUUCUGUUUGAUUAUUCCAGACGUUCACAGCAGAAAUAUUAGAUCAACAUUCUCUACUCAUUCAGAUUUCAGGUGGAGAUGUGGUUCAGAUUUAACUUCAGGUUAAACAUUCACAUUUCUGUUGUGUGUCUAAAAACUUCACAAAGUUUCUGUCGAUCAGUUGCAGCUUAAGACUCAGCAGUGAUGUGAAACCUACAGAAAUAAAGUGUCAUGCAGUAAAAUAAUUAAUAAAAGACUUCCUGAAUCAAAUCAAAGUUUAUUUUCCAACAUCACGUUUUGAGUCUUCCUUGUAAAGUUCUGGUUGUUUGGUUUCUCCCUGAGUCCUGGAGACGUUUUAUUGAACCAUCCAGCGCUGAAGUUCAUCAACAGAUCAGUUUUAAUUCAGAUUCAGAGAUUAAACCGUUUAAGUUCCAGUUUACUACGGUGCUGUAAAUAAUGUGUAAGUAGAUGUAAUAAUGGGUUCUGAUUGUUUCCAGACUGUUCAUAAAGGCCAAACUCUCUGACAGAAUAAACUACAUGUAUGUUUAAUGCUGGUAUCAGACUGACUUCUACUGACGGGAGUUAGCAAGAGAGAUCAUAUUUCUCCUAUAUUGGUUUCUCUUCAUUGGCUCCCUGUUAAAUCUAGAAUAGAAUUCAAAAUCCUUCUUCUGACAUAUAAAGCUCUUAACAACCAAUCUCCGUCAUAUCUUAAAGACCUGAUAGUACCAUAUUAUCCUAGCAGAACUCUUCGCUCUCAGACUGCAGGCUUACUUGUUGUUCCUAGAAUCUCUAAAAGUAGAAUGGGAGGCAGAGCCUUCAGUUAUCAGGCACCUCUCCUGUGGAACCAGCUCCCAGUUUGGGUUCGGGAGGCGGACACCCUCUCUAUUUUUAAGACCAGGCUUAAAACCUUCCUUUUCGACAAAGCUUAUAGUUAGGGCUGACUGGGUGACCCUGACGGGGUGAGCUGGUGUUUUCAUUUGCAAAACUGACUUCCCCUCUUGACGUCCCUUUAGUUUGCCCCUAGUUAUGCUGCUAUAGACCUAGGCUGCUGGGGAACCUCUCUUGAUGCACUGAGCCCUUCUCUAACUACCUAUGUAUUUACUAUAUAUACCAUUAUUGCAUUACAUUCACGCUGUUUCUUUCUGUGUCCUUUCUCCGAGUGUCCCUGGUCCCAGAGCUGGAUGCUGGAUGCUUCAGAUGUGUGGCUGUGUUUUAUGGUCCUUGUGUCCCACCCCCCACCUCUCUACCUCUACCCCUCUAUCUGUAUCCCUCUAUCUCUACCUCUACCCCUCUAUCUCUACCUCUCUACCUCUUCUGUCCCUCUCAACCCGCCCGGCCAGCAGGCAGAUGGGUCCCCCCACAUUAGAGCCGGGUUCUGCUCGAGGUUUUUUUCCCUGUUAAAAGGGUGUUUUCCUUGCCACUGUCGCCUUUUGGCUUGCUCUGGGGGUCAGGCAUAUGGAUUCUGUAAAGCGUCUCGAGACAAUUUGACUGUAAUUGGCGCUAUAUAAAUAAAAUUGAAUUGAAUAAAAUUGAAUUGAACUUCUUAACUGA
Amphiprion ocellaris (clown anemonefish) is the source of this 9520-nucleotide messenger RNA. RefSeq names its product monoglyceride lipase (gene mgll). Gene Ontology annotation, molecular function: lipase activity. Gene Ontology annotation, cellular component: membrane. The transcript is spliced from 7 exons. The record is from RefSeq and is a predicted model, not a curated record. NCBI's taxonomy places the organism in Eukaryota, Metazoa, Chordata, Actinopteri, Pomacentridae. Bases 100 to 1128 code for a protein of 342 amino acids.